AUGCAUAUCUCACGCCAAUCAACACGCAGUCGGCGUCUCCCAACUCCCACCCAGGCCGCGGAUCAAAACAAGGUCAUCAACCAGCUCGCCCUACCCACCACUGCAUCUCUGAAGCCAGCUACGCUUCUUUUCCCCGAGUGUAACUCCUCCUUCUUACGAAAGGAGAUCGCUUCACUGAUGAAGGAGAUUAACAAACUCGACGUGGAUACGCGACUCGCUAAUGGGCUAGCUCCGCUGCUAGAUUCGACUCAGGUACAGGAAUUCCUGCUAAUGUACAAUCACUGGGUAGCGACAUGGGGAGGCCUUCCAGAAAGGAGAGACGCCAUUAAGACCCAAAUCAACGCGAUACCACGAGUGGAAGAUCAGAACGUUUUUCUUACAAAACUAGCCACUAUCGCUGGACAAGCUGGGCAGGUGGGAUUCACCACAGAGUCCCGACCUCCCUCCCCGCUAGCAGAAGUUGAGUCCGAUGCACCUGAAGCCGGGGAGUCAGACAGCGAAGAGCCUCCGAUGAAGAAGGCCAAGACCGAAGCAACAUCCGCCAACAGCUAG
Messenger RNA from Penicillium brevicompactum, 552 nucleotides. RefSeq lists its product as uncharacterized. The record is from RefSeq and is a predicted model, not a curated record. The coding region runs from base 1 to 552 and encodes 183 amino acids. The transcript has 2 exons. Lineage: Eukaryota; Fungi; Ascomycota; Eurotiomycetes; Eurotiales; Aspergillaceae.